Messenger RNA from Dicentrarchus labrax (European seabass), 3497 nucleotides. RefSeq names its product homeobox A11a (gene hoxa11a). Gene Ontology annotation, cellular component: nucleus. Bases 1439 to 2338 code for a protein of 299 amino acids. NCBI's taxonomy places the organism in Eukaryota, Metazoa, Chordata, Actinopteri, Moronidae. Gene Ontology annotation, molecular function: RNA polymerase II cis-regulatory region sequence-specific DNA binding; DNA-binding transcription factor activity, RNA polymerase II-specific. Gene Ontology annotation, biological process: anatomical structure development; regulation of transcription by RNA polymerase II. The transcript has 2 exons. The record is from RefSeq and is a predicted model, not a curated record.
CGCACAUUUGAGGUAAAUAUUUGCACCAAAACAUGAGGAAAUAGCCAUGCGUAAAAGUGGACCGGGCUUGAAUGUUGCGAUUUUUGGAGCUGUUAGUGGAUCCAUUAAAUGUUAGUAUGAGGCAAAACAGAGCCCUAAGACAAAGAUCAUUCAAAAAUAGAAUAAGUCUAUCUUUUUAAAGAGGUUGUAACAUUUGACUAUUGAAGCAGACUUUUUAAAAUAUGUUUCUAGGCGACAGACUACAAUUAUUGUGCGUUUUCCUCACUGAGACUCGGCCUUUUCUGAAAAGUUUGUCAGUUUCUUCUGUUAUUACUCACAAUUAAAUGCAAAAUAUCACAAAUGAAUUUACUAAUCUAAACGUUACAUUUUAAAAUACUUGUUUAUUGGUGUAAGGUUUCACAGACCAACAAAAUGUCGUUUUCCUGGGUUCGCCUUAUAUUCGCAUUCUGUUCACUAUACAUUUUAAAGACCCUGUCCUGUAUUUAUUUCGACUAAAUUUCAGUUUGGUCUUUAUCAUGUUGUUACUAACACAAGGCUGUAGCCUGUUGAAACAUUAGCCGCUACUUUGAACAUGACCCUGAUAACCAAAUGCCCACUGGGCCAAAUGCUACGUUGUAAAACCACCAAAUGAUGAUGACUAAGACAUUUCUUAAAGCAGACUUUAGAGAUAAGCUGGUUGUCUCCUUCCUCCAAUUCAGGCAUGUUAUCUAUGCACAGUUAUUCUGGUUUAGUUAAUGUUAUUGUCAGCUGGGGCUCGGACAAGUUAGCUUCCAGAAUCAUUUUAUGUUUCUCACGCAUUGCAUAUAUAACAAAAAAAAGGAAAACUAGAAAAGCUUAAAAUAUUUUUGCAGGGCAGAUUGAGGGUGGAAAAAGCACAGAACAUCUGGGAAAUUGAUAUUGAUAUUUUGGUUAAAGCUUCGAUUGAAAUCCCUCUUCUCUCUUAAAAAAAUCCAGCAUCAAAUUAUAGUUUUCUCUUCCUCUGGACUUCCUUGCAUGUUAAGGAAUUCAUUUUUAAGCCGACAUUGCGAUUAACCCAAUGUCAAGCCUCAGGACACAUAGCAGUCAUUUCUCUUACACUCCUAUACACACUCUCUUUCCUACACACACACACACACACACACACACACACACACACACACACACACACACACACACACACACACACACACACACACACACACACACACACACACACAACCACAAACACACAUACACAUACACACAGCCUGAAAAUCUGUCAAUUUCUGCCGCGUGGUCACGUGACCUCCUCCUCUGUGGAGUGGAUGGAGAUGGCUCUCCACGUCAGCUUACGUCUCCAAAUUUCUGCUUAGCGAACCUGCUUCAAAGAGGCAGGAGGCACGGCGCUUCAGAGCCAUGUUCAGGGCGGUUAUAGAGGAAUCAAACCCCAACAUAGAGUUAUAGUAGAGGGUGAACUACGAUGAUGGAUUUUGACGAAAGGGUCCCCGUCGGAUCGAACAUGUAUUUGCCCAGUUGCACUUAUUACGUCUCGGCGGGGGCUGAUUUCUCCGGUCUUCCCUCGUUUUUAUCCCAAACCCCGUCCACCCGCCCCAUGACAUACUCCUACUCCUCUAACCUGCCGCAGGUCCAACCCGUCAGGGAGGUGACGUUCAGGGACUAUGCAGCCAUUGACGCGUCCGGUAAAUGGCCGCACCGGGGGAACUUGCCCCAGUGCUACCCCAGCGCGGAAGACAUGGUGCACCGGGACUGUCUGUCUGCGCAAACGGCCGUCGUGGGGGACAUGUUCGGUAAAAACAGCCCAGCAGCAGCCGCCGCCGCCUACCACCACCACCACCACCACCACCACACAAGCGCCGGCUCUGCCGCCACCAAUUUCUACGGGAACGUGGGCAGGAAUGGCGUGCUGCCACAAGCCUUCGACCAGUUUUACGAGACGGCCUACGGGAACGCGUCGGAGAACUCCUCCACAAAUGGCUACUCAGGGGACAAAACCCCGACCAAGCAGCCCAGCUCUGCGCCGGAGGACGCGCCAUCGUGCAGGGAUACCGAGGCGAAGGAGCCGCGGGAUGAGACGAGCAGCCCGGAGUUAUCUUCCGGCAACAAUGAAGAGAAAUCCAGCAGCAGCAAUGGACAGAGGACCCGCAAGAAAAGGUGUCCUUAUUCCAAAUAUCAGAUCAGAGAACUUGAAAGAGAAUUCUUUUUCAGUGUGUACAUUAACAAGGAGAAGCGCAUGCAACUGUCUCGGAUGCUCAACCUCACCGACCGACAAGUGAAGAUUUGGUUUCAGAACCGUCGCAUGAAAGAGAAGAAACUGAACAGAGAUAGAUUACAAUAUUAUACAUCUAACCCUCUGCUUUAGGGGUCACAACAGCAAGCGUCACAGCUUCCAAAGUCCUCUGCUUGUGGGGACUGACUGCGUUUACAGACAGACUGACUCUCUCCGGCUGUGACUCUCCCAGUGUACAUUGUGUACCACAAUGGCCGCCGCGACAGCAGCAACAACACUGCUCAAUGGUUAAUUUCAAGGUCGAGGACAACAGUAUCCUGUGAUCUGAAUAACCUAAAGAGUGAACACGAAUUAAGGCUGCCCGUGGACUUUGAUUUCGCUCUUCAGACUCUGUUUUGGGAAAAUGUAGAAACGGAUUUUUUUGUCCUCGCCAAGGCUGUGUGUUCGCGAAGGCCCAUGUUAAUAUUAUUGUGACUCACAGGCGCCUUGUUUAUUUCCCUUUCAGGCGGGCAAAAAAAAAUUAGCAGUCACUAAUUGACUGACUCAGUGUAUUUUGUAAUCAAAAGAUUUAUUUUACUUUUUUCUGUUUUUAAAAUCAGAAAAGUGGUGAAUAUCGGAUGACGGCAAAUAUGUGACUUUAAUUACUGAAUCUAUAUUGGUGUGACCAAAUAAUGAGUCUGAACGGAUGAGAAUGUAAUGUGUUUCUGUUUUUGUGUGCUUAUUUAUUUUGUAGCCACUCGUUUACUCUCUCCUUUUAAUGCCACGGAUAACCAAGUCCAUUAUUACAGGCAGGCUGUUGGGAUUCCGUGUUCAGUCUGGGCUGACCUCAAAACGAGCUUUUAUCGUCUUUCCUGUAUAGCCUGAAGAAUGAGGGCUAUGAGUAUUUAUAUUUUGCGUAUCUUUCAAUUCCCAAGUCCAUGCUGUCCUUUUUGAUUUUGGAGACUAUCAGUCGAGUAUUGAUAAUGCAGGCCAAACCAGAGAGAUAAGCUUGUCUACUGGAUCCGUGUGGAGUUGCACUGAGGUACACGCCCAACACAUUCACACAGGUAUAUAUGCAGCAGGCCUCUUCGGUCUCAUAUUGAUACGCAUAACAGAAUAUUUUUCUCAUGACUCGUGAUCCUUUGGUACUUGCAGUCUAAAGAAGAUUUAAAAAAAAAAAAAAAAGCUACAUUUCCAAGUUUGCUGUCAGGGCAAGGCUGGUCAGGGUCAUCGCAUUGAAUCAAUUGCUUGGUAUGCCCAAACUAUUGUGUAUUAUACUAUAUUUCCAAAUAAAAAACAAAUGAAAAGAUUA